GUGGCCGAGUGUAGCCGACAUUAGUCGAAGUGGUGUCGCCGCUCGCCGGCGGAGGCUCACAAAACACAGCGCUGCAGUUUUCCAGACACUCUUUGUCCGCCACCGGCUGGAUGACGACACUUUUUUUUAAUCUCACGCCUCUCGCUCACAUUUCGACUCCGUCAUCGUAUUUUAAGUCGGCACCGAAUCUUGGAAUAAUUAAAACAAUAAUAAUAAUAAUAAUAAUAAAACUGUGAGAAGGAGCGUCCAGCCCGUCGAGCUUCUUCAUCAUCAUCAUCACCAUUACAGCUGCUACCAGUGUUAGCUAGCUACUACACAAGUAUAACAUCCUGGUAUUGUUGUUUUUACAACACAGUAAUGGCGUUUCCUGCCGGACUACGACGCAAAACUCAGAGGAGCUUCUCCGCAAUGUUUGGGAGAGACAACGCAGCGCAUAAAUAAGAGCAUAGGAGAUUUUAAAACACUACUACCUCGCUACUGUCAACCACCAUCAUGACAUCGCCAGACUCUCCCCCUCUGGUGUCCCCCUCCCCAUGCCUUGCUCCUCCUCCGUCGCUCCCUGCCUCUCCAGUGCCGUCCUCCUCGUCCCUACCAGCCCCGCCCUCGCUGCCUCCCACGGGGGAGGUAAUGGUUCUGGCUCUGGGCAGGAAGAAACAGAGGGUCCUGAUUGCUCUGUCCAUCCUGCCCAAUCUCUUCCUGGCUUUUCUGCUGUCUUCUGACCCUCUCAUCACGCUCUCCUCUCCGCACCACUGCCGCCUGCCGGAUCCGGCGCCGUCUCCCGAGGUGAUGAACACCUCCCUGCACUGGCCUGGUGAUGGCGGGGGUCUGUCCCAGUGUAAACAGUAUGCCAACGGGAGCCAGUUAGAUGUUGUGGACUGCCAGACUGGCUGGGACUACAACAUCACGGAAGGGCUGAGGAACAACAUUGUGACGGAGUGGGAUCUUGUGUGUGCUCGCUACUGGCUGGUCCCCGUGGAGGAGGUGUGCUUCAUCCUGGGGGUACUGACCGGAUGUCUUGGCUUGGGCUUUACUGCUGACAGAAUUGGCCGCUCCAAGACCUUGCUGACAUCGCUCACCCUCUCGGUGGUGUUUGGCGUUUUGGUGUGUGUCUCCCCAUAUCCCUCCAUCUUCAUUGUCAUGCGCUUCUGUCUGGCGGCCACCAGCAGUGGAGUCUACCUUACCUUGUACAUCUGUCGCCUGGAACUGUGCGAGCCGUCUUUCAGGCUGAUGGCUACCAUGCUGGCGGGGCUGACAACUUUUGCCGGGGAGCUGCUGCUGCUAGCUGUGGCCCUUGGCUGCCAUUCCUGGAGGGGUCUUCUUGGAGCUGGUGCCGCCCCACUAACGCUCUUCCUCUGCUACGGCAUUCCUGGAGUUUUUCCAGAGUCCCCUCGCUGGCUCCUGCUGUUUGAGCGACACGAUGACAUGAACUCCUUCGGCGAGAGGAGAAACUCAAAUAGAGACGACGAGAGCUUCACAGAGCUGGAUUCAGAGGCGGCACCCUCCUCACGUCCCCGCCUCUCCUUCCCCGAGCUCAUCCACAGCAGGAAUAUCUGGAAGAACCUCUGUGUGCUGGGCUUCACCUCAUUCAUCUCUCACGGCAUCAGCCACUGCUACAGCUCUUUCCGAGGUGACGUCAGAGGCACGGCCCCCAGCUUCUACUGGACGUACCUGCUGUCCGUGUGCGCGGGGGGCAGCGCCUGGCUGUUGCUGUGGGCGACUGUAAACAGGUGCGGCCGUCGCGGCAUCCUUCUGCUCUCCAUGACGAUGACGGGCCUUGCCUCCUUGAUCCUUCUGGGACUAAUGAAGUAUCUCAGUGAGAUGGCCAUCACGGUUUUCUCCGUGAUGGGUCUCCUCUCCUCCCAGGCCACCGCCUCCCUCUGCAUCCUCUUCACUGCGGAGAUCAUGCCCACCGUCAUCAGAGGGGUCGGCGUGGGUGCUGUGCUCGCCCUGGGCUGCGUGGGCCGCCUCAGCUCACCGCUAAUGGACCUGAGGAACCACUACGGCUACUUCCUGCACCACGUGGUCUACUCCUCGCUGGCCUUGCUGGCUGUCUUGUCCAUCCUGCUGCUGCCUGAGAGCAAGAGGAAGCCUCUGCCCCAGACGCUUGCUGAUGGGGAGCAGUACAGACGCCCCCCGCUGGGCAGGAGGAGGCGGGACAAUGUGCCGCUGCUGGCCACGCCCAACCUAGAGACCUAAAAGAAGCGUAUAGCAGACAGGCGAGGACACAUGCAGUCCCAUGCAGAACAUUUGAUCUCCAUGUUGAUGCAGGAAGGAGAAAAAGGGCUGUAAAGAUUUUUAACUAAUAGCAAAGAAGCUUUCAAACAUGUUCUCAUCAUCUCUCAUUGGCACUGAUUCUUGUCGCAUCUUGCCAGAUCUAGUUUUCUACACGUUCAUGUGAGUGAGCUAGCACCCAUCUCAGUCACACUGUCACACUCUUAAGGUGUUGUAAAUACUUUUCUUGACCGCUAGGGUGCCUGGAAGCCAAGGAGAGGAGCGCUUUACAAAUUUAAAAAGGAGAGUUACGGCACUGCUCCAUCAGUGUUAACAAGUCAAAUCGAAGCCCCUAAAGCUUCAGUUUGUGUACGUCUAGCCUGGCGUUGGAGUAUUUAUUAUUUUAUUUAAGCCUUUAAUCUCCUGAGACUUACAAAAUAAACUGUUUCUGGAAGUAAAAAAUAUAUUUUUUAGGUCAGAAUUAACAAUUAUUUCAUCAACUGUUUUAAUGAAAGGAAACAUUCUUCAAAACAACACAAGUUUUUAACUGUACUUGCAUGUAUAGAUUAUGAAAUUUGGAUUAAUAUUAUUAAUUGCAAAUUUCCCAUUUAGGCACACAACGUAGUACUCGGCUUGUAAACAAUUGUACUUGGAUCAAAUCCGUGUCAGGAAGGUAUGCAAAUGUAUGAUUAAAUUAUUUUAAAUCAUUUGUUUUGCGCAAAAAAAUAAUAUAUAUUUCCCAUGAUUUUGUUUCAGAACAAAACAUACAUCAAACCAAGUCAAGUUUAUUUAACUAAAGGGUGCUUCAUAUGAAAUUUUACUGCAAAUUUAUACCUAGCCUCUUUCUGCUCUGUCACUGACAAUAAUGGCAAAUUUCCCAUUUUCUAAAUGUUGCGCAGUGCUAGUGCUGGGCUGGCAAAUAAGAAUCAAAUCUCGGCCAAAGGACGUUUCAGGAAGAUGUGCAACUUUAUUAUUUAAAUGCUCAGUAAAUUUGUGCUAUUUAAAAAAUAUAUUUAACAAAUUUUCCCAUUAUUUAUUUCAGUGGAAAACAUGCAAAACUUAAAUUCAGGUUUGUUUAAAAAUGUAUAAUUUACAGAAAUGUUACUAGGCUCUUCCUGCUCCGUCACUGAUAAUAAUAUGAUUGCAAAUUUCCCAUUUUCUCAUUGAUGCACAAGCUGGGCUUGUAAAUGUGAUAACAUCCUUGUCAGGAGGAUAUGCAAAUUUAUGAUUUAAGUAUUUUAAAUCAGUUAUUUUGCGCUUAAAAAAAUUACAAAAUGUAUUUUCCAGUUUGUUUAAAAAGUUAUUAUGAAUAACAGCGCUACAGGUUAAAUUUUACCAGCCUCUCCCUGCUCCUUCACUGAUAAUGAUAGCAAAUGUCCCAUUUUCUCAUUGGCACGCAGGAUCUGGACUGGACUUGUAAAUAGUGGAUUUGCAUAUUUACGAUUUAAUUACAUUAAUUCAGUACAAAACAUGCAUCAAAUUAACUUCCAGUUUAAAAAAAGGGAAGAAAUCAUUUCACAUUAAUAAAAAACGUGAUUAAGAAAUGUUGUCAGUGUUUUCAGUACAUGUUAAAAAUGAAUAUGUUACCAAAAGCGCUAAAAACUAUUGAUUGAACCGCUAAAACGCAUUGUUUUGACCUUUAAAAAACAAUAACUUUUCUUAUGUAAUGGGAGCGGCCAUUUUGGGGAGCAGGUGGGACAAAUCACAGGUCCAGGACGUACUCGCCACAGCUUUUUAUGCUGUUAUUGUCUGUUAAGUGUGAACCAAUUGUCCAUUACAGAGGACAAAAAUACAUAGUUGAGUCUCAGGAGGUUAACAAAUAAAUGAAGUUAUGGUUUGAGCAUUGGGGAAACUGCAACUUUCCUAUCUGCAUGUAACACAGCGGUACACUAAGCACUUUUUUAGUGUACCGCUUUCGAUGAGCAGUCUCAGCCAGAAGCGCAUAGACGGGUAUGGAUAAACGGCUCCGAUCAGCUGCCUCAACAAUAGAGGUACAGAACAUGGUCCACUUGAACUCAAUGAGCGUCUCCCUCGUAACGUGUGCAAAGUUCUUCCUGAGGUAAAAAUUGAAACUCUGACGAGAGAAGAGUCUCUGGCAGAGGCCAGACGUUACCAGUAGACCCACACUAUGCGUUUGGGCUUGGCAGGUCUGUCUGGAAUCCUUCCCCAACAUCCCAGCCGACUCACCCCCAGGUGGUGAUCAGUUGAAUACUCUGCCCCUCCCAAGUGUCCAAAACAUUGCACUGCAACAUUCCUAUCUGCGCAUGUCUAAAAGCAAUUUUUUUGUGUACCGCUUUCAAUGUGCAGUCUCAAUCAGAAGCGCAUAGACAGGUAUGGAUAAAAAUCAGAGUAGAAGCUUAAACGGUGAUAUUAAUAAAAGCAUAAUGCUGAAUGUAUGCGAUGCUGUAGCAAGGGCCCCAUGAUGAAGCUCCAGUGUAGCUAAAGAAGGGCCCUCAGAGCUCCACAUUUUUAUAUUCCUCAUUUUGAAUGUUUUAGCUGCUGAUCGUCAUCAUGCUUGUAUGCUCGUGUUACUGCCUAGAUCAGGUUGUGUUGUGUUUUGCAUAACAAGGUUAUUUUUUGUGUCACUCUGUCAAAAGCGGUCGGGGGUCGUGAUAAUUUUGGUUAUUACACUUUUUAAAAAUAUAUUUUUCCACAUAUUUAAACGUCUUUAUAUACACAUUUUCCUUCCAGGUUGAUUGGCUGCAAUGGAUGUUGAGUGUGUAUAAGUAUUGAAUUGUUAAAUGAAUAGAUAGUUGGUCGGGAAGCCAAUAGAUAGUCGCAGGGGGAUCUUCCCCAGUGGCAGUGACAUUGCCACCCUACUUACCGUACUUUACAGGUUAAAAGUAACAGGAAUAAAUAAUUAUAUUAUUCUAUUCAUUUUAGCAUAUGACACAGCUAGCGAUUUUUUCUAGUUGACAAUUGCGAUUGACGACACUAGCUGGCGAUUAGCGCUCUAGUUGCUAAUCGUAUAGUUGUAUAUUACUAUAUACUGUAGUAUUUGAAUAUGUUUGUAUUGCACAAUAACAAAAUACCUUACAUACCAGUUCGAUUUAAAACACAAUUUUAAAAAUAGUCCCCACUGCGUCCCUCCGUCAGUUUAAAAACAUUGAAGACCCCUGCACCCGACACAAACUACAAUAUUGGUGCGACACAAAAAUUACAGCACAAUAAACACAACUUGCAGGGUAACAAGCUGAAGUGUUAACAAAUUUAGUCCCGUGGCUAAAAUUCUGAAUUAAAUAGUGAGUCCCCAGUACUCUACCUCCAGUGGACCCCAGUUGAAUUGAAAUCUAAUGGCCCCAACUUUUCGGAAUUAUUUAAUUAAACCCUUUCAACAGCGACAAGUUUUGCAAUGCUAUUUUGAAACUACCUUACACCUUGAACUAUUUUCCCAUUCAAAAUAAUCUCCAGUUUCUGAAACGUGAGUCUUUGUCCUUUCCGGUGAUGUAAUAUAGGAAGGGAAUUCCAGUUUCCCUUACUGCGCGGUGAACCUGACACAUGAAACGUGACAGAUUGGGGAGGUGCACUGUCCAUUUUAGAGUGUUUAAUAUCUUAAAAUGGGCAGCACGGUGGAACAAUACGAAGGUCCUGGGUUCAAUCCCGGGCUCGGGGUCUUUCUGUGUCUCCAAAGACAUGCACCUGGGGAUAGGUUGAUUGGCAACACUAAAAUUGGCCCUAGUGUGUGAAUGUGAGUGUGAAUGUUGUCUGUCUAUCUGUGUUGGCCCUGCAAUGAGGUGGCGACUUGUCCAGGGUGUACCCCGCCCGAAUGCAGCUGAGCGACCCCGAAAGGGACAAGCGGUUGAAAAUGGAUGGAAUAUUAAAAUGUGUUUUGUAGCAAUUCCAACUUUGACCACAGUGUCAGUUCCUAUGUAGAGUGGCGCUUUCCAUCAUUUUCCGCAGACUGCAUUGCAAAAUGAUUACUCCCACCUUCCACAAAUGGGGCCAUAUCAACUGUAGGUGUCCUUACAGUUACCUAAGGACUGCGAUUCAAGAAGGCUUGAAAACAAAGCAAAGUGGGGGUUUGUCAAUUAAGUGUGAGUGUGUGAUGCAAGAUUUACUGAAAUUACACAAAUGUCUACUGAAUAUGGCUGAAAACUGUAUCACUAUAUAAGUGUUUUUAUAUUGGUUGAUAUCGAUAAUUAUUUAUAUUUUUUAUGACCUAUCGAAACUAAAGAUCGCAGGUGAAAAAUAUAGUAAACAAACAUUUUUAUUUAAAAUGUAACCUUCCUCUGACUAUAAUCCCCUCAGCUGUCAAGGCAUAAAGUAAAUGAAAAUAGAACAACCAGCCCUAUCACUGAGGACAUAACACAAUUCUACAGAAAAGUUAUAUUUUAUUAGAAAUUGGGUGUUGUUUUUGUGUGUUGUCACAUAAAACCCAAAGUUUUAGGGGGAAUAAAUAAUAAGGACUUUGAGUGGACGCUUGAAGAGAUUUCACCUCCACAUUCUUCAUCUUUUAGUACUUCCUGUAUAUGUUUAGUAUAAAAUAUGCUGAUUAUAACCGGUAUGAUCAACGCUGAUAAUGUGUGUGAUUGUUAA
Messenger RNA from Entelurus aequoreus (snake pipefish), 6747 nucleotides. RefSeq names its product solute carrier family 22 member 17 (gene slc22a17). Lineage: Eukaryota; Metazoa; Chordata; Actinopteri; Syngnathiformes; Syngnathidae. Gene Ontology annotation, cellular component: membrane. The transcript has 10 exons. The record is from RefSeq and is a predicted model, not a curated record. Gene Ontology annotation, biological process: transmembrane transport. Gene Ontology annotation, molecular function: transmembrane transporter activity. Bases 493 to 2196 code for a protein of 567 amino acids.